GGCAAUAUCGCCAUUAUGUAGGGGGGGAAUCGAUCGAUGCACGCGCGAUGUAAUUCGGUGGGCUCGGUCCGUCCGCAUCGUCAGUGUGAAACUAACUCCUCCGACACGACCGCUCUGUCCACGCUCACUUAUAUAUACGAUCUCUCCUCUCUCUCUCAAAGAAGAAGCAAAAUCAUCGCAUCUUCCGUUGCUGUUCUCCGCAAAUCUCGAGCUCCAAGCAACUCUUCCUCCUCCUCAAGGUACUUUCUCUUUCAAGAGAGAUGGACCCCAAGUACGGUUACCCUUACCCUGCUCAAGGAUACUACCAAGGUCCUCCGGUCAUGGCUCCUCCGCAGUAUGCACCUGCUCCACCGCCCCGGCGAGAGACAGGGUUUCUCGAAGGAUGUCUUGCGGCUCUCUGUUGCUGUUGCCUGAUCGACGAGUGUUGCUGCGACCCUUCGGUCAUAUUCGUUAGCUAAGCUGAUGGAUAUUGUUGAGCAUUUGCUUGCACAGUUCGACUUGAAUAAGUUUGGAAGUGUCGUGUUUUUCUGGGAGUGAAUAUAUUAACCGUCUUUUGCUUCUGAUUAUAUCUAUUUUAAUUGCCUCGUCUUUGUGA
Messenger RNA from Eucalyptus grandis, 595 nucleotides. RefSeq lists its product as uncharacterized. The record is from RefSeq and is a predicted model, not a curated record. NCBI's taxonomy places the organism in Eukaryota, Viridiplantae, Streptophyta, Magnoliopsida, Myrtales, Myrtaceae. The transcript has 3 exons. Bases 37 to 414 code for a protein of 125 amino acids.